AUGUCUGUGACAAAGUUGGCUCAGAAGAAUCAGGGUAAGCGGAGCGAAUCGAACGGACGCCUCACCGAAGUUGCUCAUGCUGACUGUGAUGCGCGACGAUAUAGUGCGAAGGAAGCAGUUGCUGCUAUGAUCAAGCGAUUGGCCCACCGGAAUGCCAACGUACAAUUGUAUACACUGGAGCUUGGAAACUCGCUGUCCCAGAACUGUGGAGUCAAGAUUCACCGCGAGUUGGCCUCCAGAAGCUUUACUGAUGCGCUGUUGCGUCUGGCUGCUGAUCGGAACACACACCAACAAGUGAAGUCGAAGAUUCUGGAGCGCAUGGAAGAGUGGACGGAGAUGUUCUCUUCUAACCCGGACUUCGGUAUUAUGGAACAGGCUUACAUGAAAUUAAAAACUACCAGUGAGCACUAUCUUUCUGGCACAAUGUGCAAGAUAAACUCGGCUAAAACUAUCGCAGACCCCAAUCUCCAACCCCCAUCCAAACCCGGCAAGCGCGAGAUCACCGAUGUUGACCGCCAGAUGGAAGAGGAGGAGCUACAGAUGGCGCUUGCUCUCUCAAUCAAGGACAAGACAGUUCCAGGACCCGCACCAUCCCAGGCUGCGGGCGCAGCAGCUCCUCGGACCGAGUCCUCUUCUGCCGCUGCCGUGUCUGCACCUGCCCCUACGAACCAAGCGGAGCCUGCCGAGGCCCAGGCCGUCCUCUCUGGAACAUCGGUUGCGACUGUAUCCCGUGUGAGGGCAUUGUUUGAUUUCCAGCCAUCUGAGUCCGGUGAGCUGCAGUUCCGCAAAGGAGAUAUCAUUGCAGUCUUGGAGUCGGUGUACAAAGAUUGGUGGAAGGGUUCCCUGAGAGGUCAGACCGGUAUCUUCCCUCUCAACUAUGUGGAGAAGCUUCCCGAUCCAACCGUGGACGAACUUCAGCGAGAGGCUCAAAUGGAAGCGGAUGUAUUCGGUCAAAUUAAGAGCGUGGAAAAGCUUCUCACUUUGCUGAGCACCCGCAACUCCGAUCUUAAUGUUCAGGAAAACGAAGAAAUCACGACACUUUACCAAGCUACGCUUGCGAUUCGCCCUAAGUUGAUCGAACUUAUUGGGAAGUACUCGCAAAAGAAAGACGAAUUCACUCAGCUCAAUGAGAAGUUUAUCAAAGCUCGUCGUGAUUAUGAAUCUCUUCUGGAAGCAUCGAUGGCCCACCCUCCCCAGUCUCAAUACGGACGACCUGUCCAACCGCAAUAUGGCUAUCCCGGUGCUGCGCCUGCUGGUUAUCCACCUGCCCAGGCCGACCCACGAUACUUUACCCCCCGGCCUCAGGAAACUACUCCCACGCCAGCGGCCGCACCAUACGCGCCAUACCCGGGCAGCGAACAGACAAUUCCCUACAGACCUGCCUCUCACUCGCCUGAUCCCCGAAACCACGCUCAAGCCGGGGUGCCACCUGUGCAGCAGCAAACUCCACAGCCCGAUCCUUACCAGGGUGGAGUUGUUCACCACCGCCCCCAGUCUACAUUCGACCACCCCCAAGAACUAGGAACAUCUGUCUAUGAUUCACCCGUCGAUCAGCCCGCUCCUGCUCAGCGUUUGCCUUACCCUCAAGCCGGCCAAGCUCCUCCUGCUAGCCACCAGCAAUUCCAACCCCAACAGCAGGACUACUCUCCUUCAGCAUACUCCCCUGAAGACCCGCCCCAAGCCCCACCAGCAUCUAUCAUGCCUCAAAUCCCACACCAAUUCCAACAACAGCACCAAGCCCCUUACCCCAACUCCCCCGAUGCCCAACAACCACCAUCACACCAACCCCCUCCAGUUCCUAGCGCUGCUCAGCCCCAGUACACAUCCUACACACCCCCUGCACCUGCUCCAGCGGGCGAGUAUCAGGCCUACCAGCCCCAGGGUGGAGCAGUUGGCUCAAAUCCGGCUUCCUUCUACCGGUAG
This is a messenger RNA of Penicillium olsonii, 1923 nucleotides long. The record is from the annotation of a GenBank genome assembly. Lineage: Eukaryota; Fungi; Ascomycota; Eurotiomycetes; Eurotiales; Aspergillaceae.